AUGCCGAUCAGGCUACUCGACACCACCACCCUCCGGAUGAGGGUCUUUAUGGGAGAAGUUAUUCCCGGCUAUGCAAUUUUGUCUCACACAUGGGUCGAAGAUGAUGAAAUAGACUUUCAGGAGAUGACCGCCAUAGGCCACAAUCCAGAACACCCUGCUACAUUGAAAGCGGGUUACAGUAAGAUUCAUUCCACUUGUGAGAAGGCACGCCGACACAAGAUCAACUAUGCCUGGGUCGAUACCUGUUGCAUUGACAAAACCAGCAGUGCGGAGCUCAGCGAGGCCAUCAACUCAAUGUUUAGAUGGUAUCGCGACGCUGAAGUCUGCUAUGUCUUUCUCGCCGAUCUUGAGCCGGGAUCUGAUGUUGGGAAUGCGAUGAAGUCUUGCAGAUGGUAUACCCGUGGCUGGACUUUACAGGAACUCAUUGCGCCCAAGAAAUUACGCUUCUACAAUCGGAAUUGGGGGUACGUUGGCACUAAAACUCAGCUGAAGUCAUCAGUGUGUGCAAUCACUGGAAUCGACCAAGAGGUCCUCAAAGACUCCUCCGUCCUACCGGAGAUUCCAGUAGCUCGCAGAAUGUUUUGGGCGUCUCGGCGUGUGACGACGAGGACGGAAGACCUGGCUUACUGCUUGCUGGGCAUAUUCGACGUCAACAUGCCUCUUUUAUAUGGCGAGGGAGAGAAAGCUUUCAUCCGGCUUCAGGAGGAGAUCAUCAAACGCUCGAAGGAUCUCUCGAUCUUCUACAACUUUACGAGGACAUCGUCUGACAUCACCGAGGACUUGUCGGCAGGAGAUUUGCGCGGUAGAGCCUAUCACCACGAUUACCCUUGCCGCGACCUUUUUGCCACAGCACCCAGGGAUUUCUCUGAGUCGGAUGACGUUUUCCUGUCACAUCUUACUGCCAGUUCCGUACGGGACUUCGCACUAACUAACAACGGCGUGCACUUCGCGAACGCUAGAUUUGUGAUCGCAGAGACACUCGGGGAGCCCCAAUCUCGCUAUUAUGUCAUGGACCUGGAACACUAUCAAUCCUCUCAGCCGCUGCUUUGCGGAAUGGUUCUUCAAAAGAUUGGUCCCGGCCUUUUUGUGAGAUGUUCGCUACCCCUAUCCGAAUGCGUAGCAUCAGGUCUUCUGUAUAUCGAAACCCUGCACGGACGUCGCUGGAGGACCGAAGACGCUUACAUUGUGUCCAAAAUCUCCAACUCUAUCGAAAGGCAAAUGCGUACCUGCCGCCAUCACGCCAUUCGUUUCGAGUCCGAUGGCAACAUAAAGGCGGUAGAACAAAACUUCGACAGGAUACUGGAAGCACCAUCUCCGCGCGAUAAUUGGGACGCGGCGCACAAUGAGUUUAUCACUAUGGGAGAGCCCAUUGAAGGCUACGUGGCAUUGCGCCUUUUCGAUCCAAUUUGGCAAUGGCGACCUGGGCAGGACUUAUCCUAUUGCUACCUUGUCUGUUCUUCUAUACCUUCGAUGCGGACAGCAGGUUUACAGCUGAAGCUCCUAGAGCCUCACGGCUUCGAGAACCGUGUCAGCAGAUUGCCCGGAAAGUUGGGAACACAAAGAAUUCUGCCAAUGCCAACCCAGUCUGCUUCUCGGAACACACAAGACCAACUAAUCUUGGAUGAUGUGACGGUUGAGGCCAAGAUUGGAAUUGCAGAAGACCGCCCCUACCCCUCGUAUCGAAUAACCAUCACACUCAAAUUACAUGACCAUCCUGAAGGGCGGUGA
Cladophialophora carrionii CBS 160.54 is the source of this 1728-nucleotide messenger RNA. RefSeq lists its product as uncharacterized. NCBI's taxonomy places the organism in Eukaryota, Fungi, Ascomycota, Eurotiomycetes, Chaetothyriales, Herpotrichiellaceae. The transcript has a single exon. The record is from RefSeq and is a predicted model, not a curated record. Bases 1 to 1728 code for a protein of 575 amino acids.